AAGCGGACGGAUUUGGCAACAUUUCCAGCAAUAGUACCAUCAGGCUUUGCCGGGCCAUCAGCUAUAUGAAUACCAGCCUCAUUAGGUUGCUGCUGGCUGUCCCAUUACGUCGUGUUCGCUUUGCUGUCAAUGUUGCGCCCUGUCUGCGCCCGGGUUGCAUAUGGUGUUUAUGCGUUUCGCCCAGUUCCAUGUCUCCUUGUUUAUUUAUUCCUUUAUCUUUUUGGUCCGAGGCGACGUGCUACGCAUAUGGGAGGUCCUUCCAGAAAGGAGGGAGAGCAUGGUUCAACGACGUUGCACACAAAGACAAGCCUGGCGGGUCCCUGACAUAUGAGAUCACAUACAGCAUAUAUCGAAGCCAGAAACCGUCAGAGACACUACUUCCGCCGCAGUACCCUUUUCUUAAAGGCAAUGUUUAAAGCUUGGAAAGUGACCAGUGGUCUAUCAAGAGCGCCACGCAGUUGCAGCAGUUUCGCAUUCCGAUGGAAGAGGGGGACGAUAUGUGGUUAUUGUUCCACAGACGGCGAUGGCUGCACAGGUUGGGACGGAAACGCCAGUACAAAGCAGACCCUUUGGGCUCAUAUAGGUUGUCGGACGUCAUCGGUGUUGAGACGUGAAAUGACAUGGAGGGUUGGGUUUAGCACAUCCGGAACCUAGAUCCUAAGCUUCCCCAUCCGGAUAUCCCCAGACUCCCGCUUUGCUCGAGGCAUUCUCUUCUCUCUCCAUCACCAUUCCACAGUGGACGAGACACUUGACACCAAGGCCGCCCAAUUUCGAGCCAUUCGCAAUCUUAAUUGACUCUGAAGACAAGCCUUCCCCCUUGUCGAAUAGCUGGAAAAAUCGCUGCCCAACGCCGACACUUCCAACGGCAAUGUCCAU
Messenger RNA from Neurospora hispaniola, 876 nucleotides. RefSeq lists its product as uncharacterized. The record is from RefSeq and is a predicted model, not a curated record. The transcript has a single exon. Lineage: Eukaryota; Fungi; Ascomycota; Sordariomycetes; Sordariales; Sordariaceae. The coding region runs from base 66 to 416 and encodes 116 amino acids.